This is a messenger RNA of Python bivittatus (Burmese python), 889 nucleotides long. Its product is annotated as borealin-2. Gene Ontology annotation, cellular component: chromosome, centromeric region; spindle midzone; chromosome passenger complex. Gene Ontology annotation, biological process: mitotic sister chromatid segregation. The record is from RefSeq and is a predicted model, not a curated record. Lineage: Eukaryota; Metazoa; Chordata; Lepidosauria; Squamata; Pythonidae.
AUGGCGCACAGGAAGCCGCUGGAAGACGCCAAGAAGCGCAGCGGCGACUCUGGAGUCGAACCGGAUCGGAGCGUCUUGAGCAAAGAGCAAAGGCACCAGCGCAUCAGCCUCUUCCUGCAGGAUUUCGACCACCAGGCAAAGGAGAAUCUCCAAGAGAUGAAGAAGGAACUGGCUUCGCUUCUGCAGACGGCUGAGAAAGCCUUCAGAGUAGAGCUACUGACCCUGCCCCUGGCUAUGAGGAAAAUGAAGAGGAAAGACUUGUUGGAUCUGAAAGAAGAAGAUGCAGCUGCAGCAGCAGCUGUAGCCACUCUGGAGGCAAAUGACUGUGGUAUUGGAGACCUUCUAAGUCCUAGACUAAAGAGGACAAAUAGCAAGCGAGUUAAAGUCACCACAAUUGUGGAAUAUAAGGAAGCAAAAGAGGAACAGGGGGCACACACCAAGAAAACAUCUCAGAAGGCAUUUAAAACCAAGUCACUGACUUCUGCCAUCAAGGAUAAAAAAGGCAUUCUUUGCAGGUCUGCAUCUGUGCGCUCCACUCCAAACAUGAGAUGCAUCGAGCGAUCUGCCUCUCUGCGUGAGCAGCCAAGAUCUGCUCCCAGGUUCAUCAGCGCAGACUCUAAAAGAUUUUCACGGAGGGGGCUCUCCACAGGAACUUCUGAGAGAACUCAGGCUACAACUCUUCGCAGUUCUUCUAUGCCCCCUGAACGAUCGCUUCCUUUUGUCAACAUACCUCUGAGUGAUGGGCAGACUCUUUGCUCAUCUGGCGAUGACAUCCAGAACAUCGAUGUGCAGCUAUUAAAUAAUGACACUGUCCAACAUAUCCACACUCUGGUGAACCAGCUGACGGUCCUCUAUGGAAAAGCAACAGUUAAGUCAAGUUGAAGGAAUU